Messenger RNA from Stylophora pistillata, 675 nucleotides. RefSeq names its product hybrid signal transduction histidine kinase L-like. The record is from RefSeq and is a predicted model, not a curated record. NCBI's taxonomy places the organism in Eukaryota, Metazoa, Cnidaria, Anthozoa, Scleractinia, Pocilloporidae.
AUGGUCAUCUCCGUUUCUGGCGAAGCCAGUUGUAAUAAUGAAACCAAUAGUUUAAUUAAGGAACCUAAAGAAUCUGAGGCCUCAGAAGUUAAUUGUAUUUCUAAUAAUAGUACCUCUGGUCAAAGCACCAGUCAAGUUAAUAAUAGUAAGUCUGGUCAAAGUACCACACCAAUAGUCAAUGAAAGUAGUAAGUCUAGUCAAAGCACCAGACCAAUAGUUAAUAGUAGUAAGUCUGGUCAAAAUACCAGUCAAAUAGAUAAUAGUAGUAAGUCUGGUCAAAGUACCAGCCAAAUAGUUAAUAGUAGUAAAUCUGGUCAAAGCACCAACCAAGUAGUUAAUAGUAGUAGUAAUUAUGGUCAAAGUACCACUAAAGUAGUUAAUGUCAGUAAUAUUUCUGUUGUUGUUGACAUCGAAGAAGAUAAUACUGAAUUUUCUUCUCAGGACUCUACCCCUGUCCAGGGCUCUGAGUCCCCUGAUAUCUCUGAAUUCUCCUCUCCUCUCACGCGGAGUGUGUCCUCUGACGGUUUUGAAAUUGUCACCAGGAAACGCCCUAAAAAGCGUGUCAUGGUUCCAUCCCAAGCUCAAUUAUACAGCGCGGUCUCCAAGCCGACUAAGGCUGUUCCCAAUCUUCCCAAUAGGAAGGGGAAGCCCCAGCCCCAGCCCUGGCUUUCAUGA